This is a messenger RNA of Leptopilina boulardi, 1226 nucleotides long. RefSeq lists its product as uncharacterized. Lineage: Eukaryota; Metazoa; Arthropoda; Insecta; Hymenoptera; Figitidae. Bases 159 to 854 code for a protein of 231 amino acids. The transcript is spliced from 4 exons. The record is from RefSeq and is a predicted model, not a curated record.
CGUUGCCACGUUCAAUCCUUAAUUUACAAGUAGGAACUCAAAAACAUUCGGCGUUCACUGAACACUUCUUUGCUCUCUCAUAUUUUUUUUUCAAUAAAUUUUGAAAAAUUCUACAUUUUUUUGUGUCAUGAGGUACAAGAAUAUUAAAAUUUAUCAACAUGAGCUUUUGGCAACGAAGACGUUUUCGUAUAACACCGCUUCGUGCGCUGGUGGCAAUUUUAUUUGUCAGUUUUGUUUUGUGGUAUAGCCUCAAUAAAGAGGAAAUUCCAAAACAGCCCUGCAGUGUUCCUGAAGAAUUUACCGAAAGAUUGCACGAUUUAACAUACAGGGUUCAUUUGGUAUUGACGAAAUUGAGCCUCGUGCAUUUUUUAUGCUUCGGAGGACUCUGGGGACAAUUGCGAAUAGGACGAGCCCUCCCUUGGGUUCGAAAAGUAGAUUUGUGUUUAGUCGACACUUUAAGAGAUGAUGCACUCAUUACAAAAGCAUUUAGAGAAGAAAGUUUAAGUGCCACUUAUAUGCAUGCUGCAGGAAUUUAUCUCGUGCAGGAACAUGAAGUUGGUGAAGAUGCACCAAAAGUGGAAAUUAUUGUCUUCGAAGAAGACACAGUUACUCAAAUGGUUAGAAGGGUCGGUUGGACAAGAAGGGUUUUGCCACCUGAUUGCGAACUAUCUCCUAGUCUACAAUGCUUUCCACCACAAUUGGUAAUUUCACCUUUGCCAAUGAAGCAAUUUGGUGGUCAUUCGAUACCAGUCCCAAGAGAAGGUAUCGAACUCCAAAAGUAUCAUUACCCCAAUGACUGGUGGUUAGAGGUUAAACCCACUGACUGCUUCGAUCCUGAUAAAAUUGACUCCUAAUCAUAUCAAAAAUACAAAAAAAAAAAACAAAUAGAAAUAUUAAUUUUAUUUAAAGUAAGAUAAUUUCCCAACGAAUAAGAACAUUUUUACUAUAUACAAUUCGUGCCAUAUUGUUUUUAGUUUUCCCAUAUAAAUGUUAUUGACAUUUGUGAUAAUAAAAAAAAGAAAAAAAUUUUUUAUUCAAAUAAUCCAUUAAAAAUAUUAUUUAUUUGAUAAUAGUCGAUUGUUUGAAUCAAAAACAUUUUUUUCUGUGUGUGAUAAUCUUUAUAAGUUAUAUUAAAAUUAAUUUAUAACAAUAAAAAAAAAAAUUGUAAAUUAGUCUCCUAAGAUUCUACACAUUUGCAUAUAUAUGUAUACCUACUUUAUUAGAAU